AAUCAAAAUUUACAUUUUGGGAUCAUGUGACAAGGAUGGCUUCGACAUGGCGGCUGGUGUAAACUUGUGUGAUGUACGCAUUGAAGAAACUCUCAAAAUAAGAAUAGGUGAGGCAAAAAAUCUUCCAGCGAGAAAAGAGCCAAGAUAUUCGCGAAACUGUUAUUGUGUUGUCACACUUGAUCAAGAAGAAGUAUUUAGAACCUCAACGGUAGAAAAAAGUUUAUGCCCUUUUUUUGGUGAAGAUGUACAUUUUGAAGUUCCAAGAGACUUUAGGACAUUAUGUUUUUAUCUAUUUGACACUGAUCUUAUAGGAAAGGAUACAGUUUUAGGAAAGGUUGCAAUUAAGAAAGGAUGUGUUCAUAACUAUCCCUCAGAUACAUGGUUUCCUCUGGUUCAUGUUGAACCUGACACAGAAGUUCAAGGAAGAAUACAUAUAGAAAUCAAGCAUUAUGAAUUUAUACCUGACACUGAUGAUGAUGAAUUCUCUAGCACACCCAAACUAAGUAUUAAGGUGGUGGAAUGUACUGACUUAUAUGGGUGUAAUGGAAAUGGCACAUUUUCUGAUCCGUAUGUCAGUAUUACUUGCCAACGCCCUGUCUCAAGGUCAGAGCCUAAGAAGACCAAAGUAAAGAAAAGAACAUUGAAUCCAAAAUUUGAAGAAUCAUUUCUCUUUGAAAUACCUGAUGAUGAUGUUGAAAGUUUGGUUUUGAGGUGCACUGCCUGGAGUGCCAGUCUUAUAGGGGAAGAUAUCUUCUUAGGAGAAGUCAGGGUUCCUCUUAGUAAAUGUGAUUUGUCUUCAAUGCAUGAAGGAUGGUACUGGCUUGGACCUCGUGAAGAGAAGAAUGACCCUCCAGUUAAACAAGAUAUAGGCUCAUUAAGGCUCAGAGUGACUCACACUCAAGAUCAUGUAUUUCCUUCAAGUUUUUAUGAACCACUGAGGGAAACAAUUUUGGCUAUUAAGGAUGGGCAGGAUGUACAGACAACUGCAGCCCACAUUCUUGGUGAUAUUAUUAAGGAUAAGGCUACUGUGGCAAAGUCUCUUGUCAGAGUUUUUUCUCAUCAUAAUCAGGUUGUAGAUUUUAUAAAGCUGGUUGUAGAUCAUGAAGUCCAAAGUACAAAAGAUUCCAAUACACUUUUCCGAGGCAAUUCUGUAGCAACCAAGUCUGUUGAUGAGUUCAUGAAGCAUGCUGGCAUGUAUUAUCUUCAUGACACCAUUAAAUGCCUCAUAGAUGAAAUUUAUGAUGACCACAAAAGAUGUGAAAUUGACCCAGCUAAGCUGAGAGAAGGGGAAUCACUUGAGGGAAAUUUGGUUCAUCUGCGGAGCUAUGUAAAUAGAUUAUUUGCAGCUAUCACAUGUUCUGCCAUGGCAUGUCCAACUGUAAUGUGUCAAGUAUUUCACACCAUUAGAGAAGCAGCUGUCCGAAAAUUCCCAAGUGAUGAAGAUGUGUGUUACACAUCAGUGAGUGGAUUUGUGUUCCUGAGAUUCUUUGCACCUGCUAUUUUAAACCCUAAAUUAUUUCAGAUGAGAAAUGAGCACCCAGAUGCACAAACAGCUAGGACACUUACACUUAUAUCCAAAGCUAUCCAGAGUUUAGGAAAUGUUGUGAGCUCUGUGCUGUGUGGACAGGUAAAGGAACCUUACAUGGAAACAUUGAAGUCAGUUAUUCUCGAUCAGGAACAUAUCACUGCUGUCAAAAGAUUCUUAGAGAUCAUUUCCUCACCCAGCAGAGCACAAGGACUACCUGUAGACUCAACAAUUGUUCUCAAGGAAGGGAUGUUAAUAAAGAGAGCUCAAGGGCGAAGUAGACUAGGUUUCAAAAAUUUUAGGAAGAGGUUCUUUGUUUUAACCAACAAAGGCCUUUCAUACUCAAAGGACAAAACUAAGCCAGUUGUAGGUCACAUACCUGUCUGUGAUAUCUUGGGAGCAGAAAGUUUGGGCGAGGACUCUUUUCACCUAAAACUGAUGGUACAAAUAAUACAGCCCGAUAGACAAUUGUAUGUACAGGCAAGCAACACAGUAGAGGAAAGGGAAUGGACUCGUGCACUGCGUAAAGUAUGUCAAAGCAACCCACACAGAGUUAAGAAAUAUCAUCCUGAAGCAUUUGUAUGUGGUAAAUGGCUGUGCUGCAAAGAGCGGGCAGAAAAAGCACCAGGAUGUGCAGCUAUAACAGAAGUGCCUCAACCUAAAUGUGUAAAUGUAGCUAUUGACUGUGAUCGGGAGAUUGAAAGAAUACACUCACUGUUUUUAAUAAACUUGGAAAAGUUGGAUGAAUUGCAAGUUGAAUGUGAGAGUCAAAGUGAAAACUGCACUGUUGAAGGAACAACCCAGGAGAUGUGGAAACAGAAACUGGAAACCAUUAAUGACAUCCGUUCACAUAUCAUCAGCUUAGAACAAGAACACAAACAGCAUAGGAAAAUAACACACAGGCUGACCAGACAUGGCAGCAAGAAGUGCCCCUGGGGUCCAACUCAAGAAUCUCCUGAUCCAUUUAGACGUCAUUUGAUCUUAUAGUAGUCAAUGUUUGUAUAUAAAGUGUGUAGAAGUGUUAGAUUGUAAUGCUUCUGUCAUAGUGGUUACUUCUUGAAGUGCAAUCCAUAAAGACUUCCUUCUUCUCUGUAUAAAAUGCAAACUCGCAUACUGGAUAAAUUCUCCUAAGGAAAUUAGUCAGGAUGCCUCAGGAAGAGAACGUAGGUUGCUGUUAUUAAAUUUUUUAUUUAAGUGAGAUUUCAUUUUUGUUUGACCCUCUACAACAACAUCACCUGAGUGUACUGAUUUUCAGAACAAAGAGCUUAAACUCUGCAUUUUAUUUAGUAAUCUAAGUUUAUAAUUUUAUAAUUAUAUUUUUUAAGUUGAAUUUACAUCCUUCAGACUUACAGCAAACAAGUGUAUUUGUUAUCUUUCUCUUUCUAGUGUGAUGUGGUGGCUUUUUUAAUUUGGUAGUUGUUUCUUUUAUGUGGUAUUGCGAUUUGUAGAAAAAUGUGAAAAAACUUUUAGAGGGAAAAUGAUUUUCUUUGCAGUCAUUUCUAAGGGUAAAAAUAGUAGAAAAAUUAAGUUUAGGAGUAUGGGGUAUUUUAUGUUUACCUAAUUAAGAAAAAUUAUUUUACUAUUUAUGGGUUAUUUGAAAUGUUAUGCAAACACUGUUUAAUUUCUCAGAGAAGUUGAUCCAAUUAAUUUUUUUUGAGAGGGGCCAGGAAGCUAACUUUUAAGAAAACUCUUAAGUCCUCAUCAAUUUAGCACAAGUCUGUGCUUCGAAGGACUGUUUUCAUGUUAGAACUCGCAACAGAUAAUUGUAUAAUAGCAUACCAAACAAAUUGAGUUUGAUCUUGGAAGGUAUUCAAAGGAAUAUUUUACUUCAGAUACAGGUGCAAUACUCUGGUAGUAAAAAAAGAAGCACUUGCCCUCUCUCUUUUUAAGACAAAAAUUCAAUUGGGGUUCCCACAUUUUCAAAAGAUUCCCAGCCAGUCAUAAACUUAACAUACACAAUAGUGAAACUGAUUACCAUAAACAGUGCUGGUUCUGGAUAUUUUGUCAUGAAAACUGUGUCUUUGAAAGUAAGCCCCAUUGAAUGGUUACAAGGGGUGUGCACAAAAUUGAACAGUUAGUCAUGGGUGAGAUUGGCUUAAAACUGAAGGCUGUACUAUAAUUGGUGGAGAUCUGUUUUAACAAGAUGAAAUGCGGAGGUCUUUCAUGCCAAAAUAUUUUUUCCUUGGGCUCUUUUACUCUGCAUUCAUUCUAGUCCUCUACAUUUUCUUCAUGAUCAUGAGUGAAGCAUAACUCAAACAAUGUCACGUUCCUUUUUCCUUUUCUUUUUUUUUAUAUUUCAGUCUGUUUGUUAUUGUCUUUUUGUUUUCAUUCUGUUUUGAGUUUGGUUUUUAGAAUAAUUCUUUAAAAAAUAAAUAACACACACACACACUGUUACUCUGUUAUUCCUUCAAGUGUUGAAUCCACUCUCAUAUCUGUGGAACUUAUCGUUUGUUUAGUUCUGUGAUCCUUUCUGACUUUUAGAUGUUUCUAAGAGUUGAAUUGCAUUUUUGGCUGCUCAUUAAUGAUUUAAUACUUCAAAUUUAGAUGUUGCUUCAUUGUAUUGCUUUAUUUUUGUAAUAUACCUAUAUGUUAGAUUUUCAAGUCAUAUCGAUGUAAACUAUUUGAAAUUUUAUGCAUGUAGAUGCAAAUUAUUUUUGUUUAGAUUGGACCAGUAUGUUAUUUAUAAAGUUUUGCUGGUAAAACCAGCUCUUGGUUUUAUUUAACCACUUGAUAAUAAGCAGUAAAAAUUUCAAUGGUCAAUCCAGCUUCUCACCACAUGACUCCCUAAUGAUGAACUCCUGUUCAUUCAGUGGCAUUUACGCCAAGAAUCUUGUCUGAGUAAACGCAGUUGUGCAACAGACAUGACACUUUCACACUGGUUUGUCCUAAACUUAUCACAGUUUCACAAAUCACACCCUGGUCCUAAAAAUCAUCCACUACAUGUUAGUUUUCCUAAAGCCAGUGACACACUUUAUAAGCCAAUUAUGGUGAUAAAAUCACCAGGUGUGUCGCUGGCUCUGGGGAAUAACAGGUGAUGUAUUUCUUCAUAUGUGGGUUUUUAAAUUCAUUCACUACCACAAGAUAUUAACAUGUAACUUCUCCCAAAAAAAUUCAAAACAUGCAGUAGUAAGUUUAUGAGAAUGGAAAGACUAUUGUAUGUAACACUGCCUAAUUUACAAGGAAAUGUCAAUUAGCUAGUGGGGAGAAUUACUGAUUUUGAUCUAGGGAUUGAGAGGUAAAAUGCAGUGAAUUUUUUUGUAUUUGAAUGAUGACACAACUUUCCAUUAUGAUUUUCACAAAGUUUUUCGUUCUGGUAUUGAAUUAAAAAUUCAUGACAUGUACCAUAGAGCAAGAUGUGUGUUUGUAAUAAUCUCCUUUCAAUUGGUUUGUUAUGUUAAUUUUAUAUAGAGUAUGAAAACUAACCCGUUACAUCUAACUUAGACAAAAGUUAAGUACAGUUGCCCCCAAACAAUUGAAAAUAAAACAAGUUAA
Pocillopora verrucosa is the source of this 5017-nucleotide messenger RNA. RefSeq names its product ras GTPase-activating protein 3. Gene Ontology annotation, biological process: intracellular signal transduction; regulation of GTPase activity. NCBI's taxonomy places the organism in Eukaryota, Metazoa, Cnidaria, Anthozoa, Scleractinia, Pocilloporidae. The record is from RefSeq and is a predicted model, not a curated record.